CCCGCUCCCUCUACCCCUUAUUACCACUCAAUCAUACAAUCACCUUCGUAAACGCGGCCAUACCAUUGCACCGUUCUUUAUAAUACAUUGUAAUAAUAGAAUACAAUGGAAUAUGACGAUGACUCCUUUUGGCAUGCCAAAAUUCUAUAUAUAAUCAUGGGUAUUCGCUGGCAUCUGAAAACAAUAGAUUACCCCUUAUAAGAACCAACUCUUUCCCAUUGAAUAAGAUUAAGUGAUAGAAAACAGUCACAGUCACUUCUUCAUACAAGACAUACUACCCUUAUCUAUACUUAUAUCAAAACCACACACAUCUCAGCAUCAUGCCUUCUUACUUUAUAACAGGAGUGUCCCGGGGACUAGGCUUCGAGUUUGUCCGUCAGAUAUCCGCAGACCCAAACGCCAUUGUCAUUGGAACCAGUCGAAACAAGGAGGCUACUGAAAAGAAAGUAGCUUCUGUACUGGGACGCUCCAACAUCCACAUCCUGCAGGUGGAUCUGACAGAUUAUGCAUCUUUGAAGAAAGCAGCUGAAGACACGUCCAAGAUUACCGGCGGGAGCCUCGACUAUGUCAUUGCCAACGCGGUGGUAUCUGACCGAGUCGAUUACAGAGAUAUCGGAGCCCUCGUUGACGAACCCGAGCUCGUGGAGAAGAGCUGCUUAGACGCGUACAAAUCGACCGUCAUCAGCAACUUCCACCUCUUCAACCUCCUCUUACCCCUGAUCCGACGCGGCACCGCCAAGAAGGUCAUCGCGAUAAGUUCAGGCCACGCUGAUCUCGACAUGAUCAACAAAGUCGGAGUCACCUCCGCUGUCCCGUACUCCAUGAGCAAAGCCGCCUUAAACAUCCUGGUUGCAAAGUUCAGUGGCCAGUACAGCCGCGAGGGGAUCUUGUUCCUGUCUCUCUCGCCAGGGCUUGUGGAUACGGGCAGUGAGGGGAAGGAGAAGUUUGAACUCACGGACGCCGAAAAACAGGGGCUUAAUAACAUGAUUGCCCAGUUCAGUGCCUAUGCGCCGGAAUGGAAAGGCGCAAUCACGCCAGAACAAUCCAUCAAGAUGUGUUUGGACGUUAUCAAUAACGCCAGCGUUGAGAAGGGUGACGGGGGUGCGUUUUUGUCACACUUUGGUAACAAGCAGUGGCUAUGA
This is a messenger RNA of Hypoxylon fragiforme, 1142 nucleotides long. Its product is annotated as NAD(P)-binding protein. Bases 321 to 1142 code for a protein of 273 amino acids. Lineage: Eukaryota; Fungi; Ascomycota; Sordariomycetes; Xylariales; Hypoxylaceae. Gene Ontology annotation, molecular function: oxidoreductase activity, acting on the CH-OH group of donors, NAD or NADP as acceptor. The transcript is spliced from 5 exons. The record is from RefSeq and is a predicted model, not a curated record.